Molecule: messenger RNA, 7516 nt
Organism: Ceratina calcarata
Lineage: Eukaryota; Metazoa; Arthropoda; Insecta; Hymenoptera; Apidae
Product: protein kinase shaggy
Exons: 10
Coding region: 1624-3108 (494 amino acids)
Biological process (GO): cell differentiation; positive regulation of proteasomal ubiquitin-dependent protein catabolic process; signal transduction
Cellular component (GO): axon; cytosol; cytoplasm
Molecular function (GO): protein serine/threonine kinase activity; ATP binding
Source: RefSeq, a predicted model, not a curated record
ACGUUCGUCGACGUUCGAGUGGCCCGAUCUAGCCCGAACGGGUCAAUGUCUGAGGAGGCUUCGAAAAAUUCGUAGCUGGUGUGGUGUUCGUGUGCUGGGCGAGAAAGAGAAAAACCCCGUUGAUCGGCGACGAUUGAUUUUCCAUGUAAGUGAAGCUCGCGCGUUUUAUCCGUGUCCCGCCAGGCUCGAGGCUUCGACGUACGAUCGCACAGUGGUUUUCGACGAUCGUCGAGAGGGACAACGACGAGAGACGACGACCUCCCCUCGAGCAACGUCAACACGAGCGACGACGAAGUCGUCCACGUCGGCGUCAUCACGGCUCGGAUCCUCAAAGAGUGAUAUCGUGAAUAAGCGUGCACGAAACCCCUGACAUAGUCGACGAUCUUCUGUCCUGACGACUCGCAGAGUGACAAGAUUCUAGGUACAUCGAGGUGGAUAGAACGAGUGAGAGAAGGAGGUGAGGCUUCCCCCGUGCGUUCCGAAAGUACGAGUGCAGAAGCGAGAGAAGAAAGGGAGAAAGAACAAGGAACAGAGACGAUCGACGAUUACGCCGUUCGGUCGAAAAAGAGUGCUCGAGCGCGUGUGUAGGUAUACGAUGCAAGUCUCUGAAAACUAUUGCCAGUAUCGAUAUCCGAAGUAGAGCAAAUUCAUCGCGUUGCGGCUUUCACAGAAGCCGCAAACGGCGAGUUCGCGAGUGUUUCACACGACGACGACGACGAGGAAAUCCGACCCGACGGUCGGAUCAUCGUGGAAUUGUACUAUAUAAGAAGGCUACCGAGUGUACCUCCACUGGCGACCAGACCAGUGUACGAACCAUUCCGAAAACGUCAAGCCCUGCCUCCCCUCGCAGCACGGCUCUCCGCGACACCUCGCGCCCUCGUCAGGUUAUUAGGUAGUAGAACCGCACUUCUCGGUGCGUGAUAGGGUUGUUAACGGUUAAUACGAAAAAUUGUCGCAGAUCGUGUCGAUUCGGACGCUGUCCAAGUGUUCGCGUUCGUGCAUCGCGGAUCGGAUCUCGCUUUGGCGAGCCAGACAGGACGAGACAAAAGAGAAGCGUCGUCGUGCGAAUCGUAGAACGUCGACGGGCGAGGGAAGCCCGUAGCGGGAAGCUAUUCCCGCGAACGACGAAAUAACCCAAGUGUGCGAGAAAGCAGCGUUCGAGAGUCGCUGCUACCGUCAUCGACCGCGUCACCACGAUCGUCGGAGACGAGGUGUCCCCCGAAGAAAGUGCUGACAGAGUGAACCCCCUGUGAGAUUCCAACGACUUGGACCGCCUUUUAUCCUUGACUCCAGUGAUUUUCAAAGGAAUCGCGAGGAUCGAACCAUCGUCGGUCGUUGUUCGCCGUAGUUUCUUUUUCCCGAUCUUGCGCGCGCUUUGCUCGCUCGUAGCUCUUCCCUCCCAUCUAUAUCCCUCCUGUUCCCUCCCUACAUUUUCCGUCUUUCUCUCGCCUCUAUCUCGCUUCCACCUCGUCUCUCUCCAGCCGCGUAUCGUCUCGUCUCGUUCUAUCGUUCUCUCCCUCCAUCCAUCGAUCGAGCGCGGCCGUGGCGUAAUAUAGAAGAACCGAACCGUGCGGCCGUGCAUGCGUGCGUGCGAUGUAAUUAUCAUCGUUCGUGCUGUCAUUGAUGUCCGAGGUGGUGUCGACGACGAUAACAACAACGACCACGGCGACGGCGACGACGACGGCCGAAGAGCACUGCUGGCUAUCUUUACGCGAGGUGGUGGCGGAGAAAACCGGGUCAAGAAGCAUCAAAAUGAGCAGCCGACCGAGGACCACCUCCUUUGCCGAUUGCACCAACGCACCCUCGAAUCCGCCCCUGGGUGGCGUGAGAGUGAGCAGUCAUCCGGCUGGCAGUGUAACUUUAAAAAAAGAUAGAGAUGGCAACAAAGUCACGACGGUGGUGGCUACAGCCGGUGCUGGCCCGGAUCGUCCGCAAGAAAUCUCCUAUACAGACACUAAAGUAAUCGGCAAUGGAAGCUUCGGCGUUGUCUACCUAGCGAAAUUAUGUGACACGGAGGAGCUGGUCGCCAUCAAGAAGGUCCUCCAAGACAAACGAUUUAAGAACAGGGAGUUACAAAUCAUGCGGCGUCUCGAGCACUGCAACAUCGUGAAAUUGAAAUAUUUCUUCUACUCCAGCGGUGAUAAGAACAUCUUAAACGCAACUAAUCCAGUUUUUCACGUGGACAAAGACGAGGUUUACCUGAAUCUAGUGCUGGAAUACAUACCCGAAACUGUAUAUAAAGUCGCCCGGCAUUACAAUAAAAGCAAGCAGACCAUACCAAUAAAUUUUAUCAAGUUGUAUAUGUACCAACUGUUCCGCUCUCUGGCGUACAUCCACUCGCUGGGGAUCUGCCACAGGGACAUCAAACCACAGAAUUUGCUCCUGGACCCGGAAUCCGGCGUUUUGAAGCUCUGCGAUUUCGGCUCGGCCAAACACCUGGUCAAGGGAGAGCCAAACGUGUCUUACAUCUGUAGUCGUUACUACCGCGCGCCUGAAUUGAUCUUUGGUGCUAUCGAUUAUACCACAAAAAUCGACGUGUGGAGCGCGGGUUGUGUGGUAGCGGAGUUGCUGCUCGGUCAGCCGAUAUUCCCCGGGGACAGCGGUGUCGAUCAGCUAGUCGAGAUCAUCAAGGUUCUCGGCACGCCGACGCGCGACCAGAUACGUGAGAUGAACCCCAACUAUACCGAGUUCAAAUUCCCACAAAUUAAGGCGCACCCAUGGCAAAAGUGGUUGCAGGUGUUCAGGGCACGCACGCCGCCGGAAGCGAUGGAGCUGGUGGCCGGUCUGCUGGAGUACACGCCAUCCGCUCGGAUCACGCCGCUGGAAGCGUGCGCCCACCCGUUCUUCGACGAGCUCCGGGAACAGGGUACGCGAUUACCAAACGGGCGGGAGCUCCCGCCCCUGUUCAACUUCACGGAGUACGAGCUGCGGAUUCAGCCGUCCCUGAACUCGAUCCUAAAGCCGAAGUACAUGCAAACUUCGGAGAAUCCUGGUGGCCAGACGGAACCGGUCGCGGGUAGUAGCGGUAACUCUAGUGAUAAUAACGUGAACACCAACACGAUGUCCGCCUCAAAGAACACAGACCCCGGCCAGUCAAACAUGGCUUAAGCUGCUUUCUAUUUUUAACGUUUAAUUAAACAAAAUAGAGACGAGACACGGAGAGAAAGAGAUGUACGUGUGCGUGCGUGCAUGUAUGCGUGUGUGCGCGUUUGGUUUGGUGCGUAAGAGAUACCGGGGAGAGAGAGAGAGAGAGAGAGAGAGAGAGGAAGGGAGGGAGAGGCCGAUAAUUCACGUGUUAGCGACUUAGCCUUAAACGAAACGGGAUAAAAUAAGAAAAAUUUAAGUACGAUAAAGAGAGGACGAUUCAGAGCUCUUCUGAGGAGGAUGUCCGAGGUAUAAUAACGUAACACACGAGUACACGUUCCCCCCGAUUGUAAAUUAAUCGCUCGAUGCAAACGGCGAUACCACGUGUUAUUUUCGAGUCCCGUUCGCUUGAAACGCGAACUUGUUCUGGAAUCUAUUGAAAAAAGCCACGAAAUCCGCUCCCCUUUGUAAUCGAUUCGCUCGAGUACACCCUUGGGAAUUCACGGUGGCGCGCGUGAACGCUUGAUUGCCACCUUAUUGCCAAAAAUGUUUUAAAAACGAUGAAUUCAGUGUGAGUGUGUGUGUGUGUGUGAGUGCGUGUGUGUAUAUGUAUAUAUAUAUAUACACAUUAUAGGAAAUGUUCCGCAACCUGCUAUGAACGAAGGUAAGGAACGAACAAAAUAUAAAAUGUGUACGUUUUUCUAGCCCGAGGUUCAAGCAAACGAUGUGCAAUCUUUCACAUACUGUGUCUAGUAGCGCGUUCACGUCGCUUGCGCCAAUUGAUCGUUCGAAAAUAUGUAUGCACGUACCUUACACACACGAGACACACAACCGUGAUUUAAAACGAGCCAGCUUCUCGACAUUUCCUAGUGUCCGUGGACCUUCCAACCGUUGAGAGAAAGAGAAACGACGAUCGUACAUGGGAGAAUCACACUAGGUCGACGUUUUCGAGAGAAAUUCACGUAAUUGUUCACGUUUUUACGCGGAGAAUCUCAUGGUCGAACCAUACACACACUUAUACACACAGACACACACGGCGACACACGUUAGUACUUUGCGUGCACAAUCUCUAUUCAUCGCGGAAUCGAAUUUGACACGCUGCACGGAAAUGCAGCGUCGUCGGAUUUAGGAAAAAGAGUACACGAUAGAUCGUGCCUAUUCUUUACGUCCACGUGGAUCGUUUCUGAUCGACGUCGUUCGAUCGACGAACUCCAGCAAUUUUAUUUGUUAACAAAAAGAAAAAUUUAAUCGUUAGACAAUUAUUAUUUUACCAAUCGACGAACAGUUUCAUUUUUUCAGUUUCAGUCUUGACAAUGAACCUCUGCGUAGCGAAGAGCGAUUUUCUGUUUUAAAUCAGAAUUAAAUUAGAACAUAAUUGUUCUUCUAUCAGUGAGAAGGAAAAAAAGAUCGUUUUUUAGUGCGCGUCGACUCCAUCCCCGAUGAGAAACGAAGUGCGGUCGAAGGGGGUCCAUUCACGAAGCGUUUUUUUAAAGAUCGUCUUCUGUCAUCGUAGGCCACGAGAAAUGUUCUGUUUUUUCUUCUUUUUUUUUUAAACGGCAAAAACGAGAGUAAAGAACCCCUGUGCAGCUGGUCCUUCCGGGGCGUAUCGCGCGUGAUCUACAUAGUUUUUUGCACACCACUACAUAUCAUGUUCACGCCGCAAAAGAACCACAGACGGCAGGCUACCGAGAGAGUCGAUGCGUUUCCUUUUCUGACGAAACGACGAGAGAGAGAGAGAUAGAGAGAGAAAGGGAAUGAGGAGAGACGGUGGAGAGACUGUGGAAGGUCGGGAGCGUGUGGACAUGUGCUACGGUAUAUUCGUUUCAGAGUUUUAUGAACGUUAAUUGUAAUGUAAAAAUGCUUUUAAAUGAUGAUCGAUUACACGCAGAGACGAUCAUUUCCUUUUCUUCAAUGAAAUUUACCGCCUGAUUGCUACGCGCGGACGUUUAGGUAAAUUUAUCGAUUUCGUUUUUUUCCUCUAGUCGAGACGUAGGUAGAACGAAGAAGGAAAACGCGUUACAAUUUUUUUUAUACAUCAUUGUAAAAAGCAAUCUGCACGCUUUGACGAUUGAAGAAUAAUUUGUCUUUUUUUCUGUAAACAAAAAGAACGAAUGAAGAACGAAACAAAUGGAGAUGUUGGCGGAUUUAUUUUUCGAUCAUGAAACCAUUUUCAGUGGUGUUUCUUCACUCAUCAAUCCGUUGUCCAUUAGGUCGACGCAAGAAGGAUGGUCUCGAUUUCCAUUGAAACUGCGUUUUCUUCGAGGCCAUUGUUUUUGCGUUUCCACGUUUCGAAACCGAAUCGGGCAAGUUGUUGAGAAUGGUUGAAACAUCUCGACGGCUUGCCCGGUGGAGUUUCCGUCCUCUCGUCGACCGACGAACUCAGAAAAGAGAAGCGAAUCGAUCGGACAGACUCGAACGAAAAUGAUUGAUUUCGAAGUUUCAGGCCAGCGAGAAACGGAAGUGUGGUCCUGAAUCUGUCCGGGGAGACCAGGAGAAACGGAGAAAAUUUGAACACGCGUGUCAACGUGAACAAAAAAAAGAAAAAGAACGAUCGCGCACGGCUCGCAAGCUCUAAACGUUUGAUCAAUUGUCGCGAUUAUCCUAUUAAUAAAGAGAUUCAUCGAUUAAGUUCGGGUUCCGUCGUUCUCAUCUUCCCAUAUAUAAUCGCGCUUGGAAUCGUGAUUUCAAGAGGCGCGUAGCUAAUUUAUAAUCUAAGAUCAUAAGGAAUCAAAUUACUCGCGGCACGCCGAGCGAAUCGUUCACCAGAUCAGUUUUGAUAUUCCUUACUCUUAUAUUUUUUCAUUGCCCUAGCGUUAGGAAACCUUCGACGCUACUAGACGUUAAUACCACCCACGAGAUGACACGAGACGCGACGACAGAACAAUUGCGAGUGAGCCGUCUUGAGAUAACAGCCCGUGUAAAAUAUUGAAAGUCUAUAUGUAUAUGUAUAGGUAUAAAUACUUUACGCGUGUAUAAUAUACAUGUAUACGUAUAGGACCGGUGAUAGUUUUGGACCGAUCGACUGCGACUCCAUCGAAAAAUCAAUUACUUGACAGAUGCGAAGAUGUUGCAGUAUUACGUUGGAAAGAGACAGAGGAAACGGAGUCGAUCGGUCCUCGCCGUCGGACGGUCUAUAUACAGGCGUACACGUGCAUGCGUAUAUAUGUAUAAUUAAAUUAAGUAUAUGAUAUAAAUAUGAAUAUACUUAUAUGGAAAUUAAUUUUUAACGAUAGAGAUCGGUAAUCGCUGUAAAAAGAAAGACGGAGGGAGAGAGGAGAAUCGCGUGGAUGAAGAAUAAGCGUGCGUGAGAGAGACUUAGAAACGAGGGGGAAAAAGAAGGAGCGACCGAGUCUGAUUGAACUCUGUUCGUCGUUUCCCUGACAUUUCCAUCACCGUUACCGCUACUAAGAGAGAGACCCGUCGGUCCUUUUCUUUGUCUUCUUACUACCUAUCCUAUCGUCACGUCGCACCGUUUCGAAUUCAUCUAGUAAAUAAAUUGUAAUAAUUGUGUAAAGAAAAAACUAAAUAAAGUAAUUUAAUAUGUAUAUAUAUGCAUAUAUGUAUGCGUGUGUGGUGUGCAUAUGUAUAUACGGUAGAAGAUUGAAAAGGAAACUCUCCGCGUGGCGAGACCGCUUCGCCGCGAGUCAGACUUAUUUUCCGUUCGACGCGAGGGUCGGGCUUUGGACCGUCGAAUAUUUCUGAUCUCUGCGAAGCUACGAUUAACGUCUAAGAUUAACCACCGUGCUUCGAACGCGAACUUAGUAAUUCCCGUUCAAUGGUAAUAGACGAACCUCAUUACUUCUACUCGCUGAAAGCUACCGUCGUUCAAUUCUGAGAUGGACCAUUGGUAUCGCAGAAACAAACCGUCGAACGCGACCGUAGCUAAAGACGUAGUGAUACAUAUGUAGUACUAAGCACUGUACAUGUCUGAUAUUGUACGCUUGACGCAACGUAAUACCUUAACAUUAUAAUAAAUCGUAGUUUUCGUUACGUACCGUUCUCUCAGUUUCUCAUAUCGUAGAACCAUGACUAAACCGUAUACAUAUAUAAGUUGGUUUCCCAGCGGGCACGUUUAUGUACCAUAUUCUUUGUGUUCCGGCGAAUCGUGAGGAGCGGCGAAUUUAAUACGAAAUCAAAUUGGUUUCCCGAUAGGUUCGAGCGAUCGUACAUUGAAAAUGUUCAUUUUCCAGAGGAAUUCGAACGAGCGAAUUUCGUAUUAAACUUGACGAAGACGCGCAGACUCUAUGUACCACUGUCUGUAAUCUCGAAUAAUCCUAAAUCGAAAGGUGGACUCUGACUCCAAUCUCCCAAGACUUCGCUCAUUACGUACCACGUAGCGGACUUCCAAGCAUACUGCGCACUCGUAGUCUUAAGAGUUCGUCACUCGCCUCUUUCUCGGUCGCGAAAAGAAAAAGAAAAACGGCAAAAAAAA